Neopelma chrysocephalum (saffron-crested tyrant-manakin) is the source of this 363-nucleotide messenger RNA. Its product is annotated as calreticulin-like. The annotation marks the transcript as partial. The transcript has 2 exons. Gene Ontology annotation, biological process: protein folding. Lineage: Eukaryota; Metazoa; Chordata; Aves; Passeriformes; Pipridae. The record is from RefSeq and is a predicted model, not a curated record. Gene Ontology annotation, cellular component: endoplasmic reticulum membrane; endoplasmic reticulum. Gene Ontology annotation, molecular function: calcium ion binding.
CAGGACUGGGACAAGCCCGAGCACAUCCCGGACCCCGACGCCAAGAAACCCGAGGAUUGGGACGAGGAGAUGGACGGGGAGUGGGAACCCCCCGUCAUCCAGAACCCCGAGUACAAGGGCGAGUGGAGGCCGCGGCAGAUCGACAACCCCGACUACAAGGGCAAGUGGGUGCACCCCGAGAUCGACAACCCCGAGUACAGCCCCGACCCGCUGCUCUACGCCUACGACAGCUUCGGGGUCAUCGGCCUCGACCUCUGGCAGGUCAGGGGGGGCCCCACAAAGGGGGCUGGGGGGGUCCCCAAAGCCCCUGAGGAGCCCCCUCGGGUUUUAGCCCCGGAGUCGCCCCAAAAUUCUGACCCGGAG